UAUCGAAACAAAGUCCACGGCACGGUCUUCCCCGGCGGCACUCCCUUCCCUUCCCUUCCCCCAACAAAAAAAACCACCGCGAUGCCGCCGUCCAAGCCCGAGAGCAAGGCGCUGCUCGUGCAGCGCUUCGCCGGCCUGGGAUCCACGCUGGCCGGACUGAUGUUCGUGUGGAGCAUGGUCCGGCCGUUCCUCCCCCGCAGCGUCUUCAUGCACUACCUGGGCCGCUUCCUCAAGCGCUACCUGCGCCGGGCCCUGGGUUUCCUCGACCCCUGCCUCACCAUCAACAUCGGCGAGUACGACGGCGGCGACCGCAUGAGGCGCGGCGAGGUGUACGACCAGGCCAGGGCGUACCUCAGCGACCGCUGCUCCGGCCGGGCGCGCUCGUUCUGGGCCGAUCUCGCCUCGCGCGGCAGCCAUGCCUUCGUCCUCACCAUGGGCGACCGCGAGGAGGUGGGGGACGAGUUCCGCGGCGCCACCGUGUGGUGGCAGCACUUCAUGUCCGGCGGCCGGAGAGGCGGCGAAGGGGACUCCGGGCAGUUCUACCAGCUCGUGUUCCACGAGCGCCACCGCGAGCUCAUCGUCCAGUCCUACCUCCCCCAUGUCUGCAGCGAGGGCCAGGCUAUCAUGGCCCGCAACCGCCGCCGCCGCCUCUACACCAAUUCUUCCACCGGCGACCGGCAUAAGUCGUCGUGGAGCUACGUCUUGUUCGAGCACCCAUCGACAUUCGACACGCUGGCCAUGGACCCGGCGAAGAAGCGGAGCAUCAUGGACGACCUGGACGCGUUCCGGGACGGGAAGGAGUACUACGCGCGCAUCGGCAAGGCGUGGAAGCGCGGGUACCUCCUCUACGGGCCACCCGGCACCGGCAAGUCCACCAUGAUCGCCGCCAUGGCCAACUACCUCGACUACGACAUCUACGACAUCGAACUCACGUCCGUGGCCACCAACAUCGAGCUCCGGCGCCUCUUCAUCCAGACGUCGGGCAAAUCCAUCGUCGUCCUCGAGGACAUCGACUGCUCCGCCGACCUGACCGGCAAGCGGAAGAAGUCGUCGACGCCCAGGGCGCCCGCCGACGGCGUGCCGGCCGACAAGAAGGUCACGCUCUCCGGCCUGCUCAACGCCGUGGACGGGCUUUGGUCGGCGUGCGGCGGCGAGCGGAUCAUCAUCUUCACCACCAACUACGUGGAGGAGCUGGACCCGGCGCUGAUCCGGCACGGCCGGAUGGACAGGCACAUCGAGAUGUCCUACUGCUGCUUCGAGGCCUUCAAAUUCCUCGCCAAGAACUACCUGGGCCUUGACGAGCACCAUCUGUUCGACGACAUCGAGGCGCUGCUCCAGGCGGCCAAGAUCACCACCGCCGACGUCGCCGAGCAACUGAUGAUUAAGUGCGCCGACGACGAUGCCGACUCCUGCCUCGCCAACCUGCUGAAAGCUUUGGCCCUGAAGGUCGAGGAGAAUAAGCUAGCCGAGACCAAGAUUAUCAAGGGCAAGAAGGUUUCGGAAGACGAGUAGAGCUAGCUUAAUCAGGAGUCAAUCAAUCUGUUUUAGAGUGUUAGUGGUUUAAUUCAUAUAUCUGCGGAAGACAUUGUAGUUGUUCGAUUGUUACUGUGGAUCGUUGGUUGCCUCUUGCUACUGAUGCCGGAAUGGCGUUAAUUAGAAUGCAUGAUGCAGAAUAGUGUCUAAUCCUGUCAGUUCGUUGGGUCAUGCUUGCUUCUCAUGCCGGAUGAUCCAUUUGAACUCAGAAAUGCAUAGUGAUAACAUUUCCGUUUGCUGGAUGCAAGAAUGAUGGUUGAAUUUGAAA
This is a messenger RNA of Brachypodium distachyon (stiff brome), 1801 nucleotides long. RefSeq names its product AAA-ATPase At3g28580. The transcript is spliced from 2 exons. The coding region runs from base 82 to 1512 and encodes 476 amino acids. The record is from RefSeq and is a predicted model, not a curated record. NCBI's taxonomy places the organism in Eukaryota, Viridiplantae, Streptophyta, Magnoliopsida, Poales, Poaceae. Gene Ontology annotation, molecular function: ATP hydrolysis activity; ATP binding.